Molecule: messenger RNA, 1092 nt
Organism: Menidia menidia (Atlantic silverside)
Lineage: Eukaryota; Metazoa; Chordata; Actinopteri; Atheriniformes; Atherinopsidae
Source: the annotation of a GenBank genome assembly
AUGCCUCACGCUUACCCUUUCCUCACUCCUGAGCAGAAGAAGGAGCUCAGUGAUAUUGCUCUGAAGAUUGUUGCAGCUGGCAAGGGAAUCCUUGCUGCUGAUGAGUCCACUGGUAGUGUGGCCAAGCGCUUUCAGAGCAUCAAUGCUGAGAACACUGAGGAGAACAGGAGGCUGUAUCGCCAGCUCCUCUUCACUGCUGACGACCGCGCCACACCUUGUAUUGGAGGCGUCAUCCUCUUCCAUGAGACCAUGUACCAGAAGACCGAUGAUGGAAAACCCUUCCCACAGUACCUCAAAGAAAGAGGCAUGGUGGUGGGCAUCAAGGUUGAUAAAGGUGUUGUUCCCCUGGCCGGAACCAACGGCGAGACAACCACCCAGGGUCUUGAUGGACUUUAUGAGCGCUGUGCCCAAUACAAGAAGGAUGGUGCUGACUUCGCCAAAUGGCGUUGUGUUCUGAAGAUCACUCCCACUACUCCCUCACGGUUGGCCAUUGUUGAGAACGCCAAUGUCCUGGCUCGCUAUGCCAGCAUCUGCCAGAUGCAUGGCAUCGUCCCUAUUGUGGAGCCCGAGAUUCUCCCUGAUGGUGACCAUGACCUGAAGCGCUGCCAGUACGUCACUGAGAAGGUUCUGGCUGCCGUCUACAAGGCCCUGUCUGACCACCAUGUGUAUCUGGAGGGCACUCUGCUCAAACCCAACAUGGUUACUGCUGGACACUCCUGCUCACACAAAUACAGCAACCAGGAGAUUGCCAUGGCAACUGUUACUGCCCUGCGCCGCACCGUGCCUCCUGCAGUCCCUGGAAUUACCUUCCUGUCCGGUGGUCAGAGUGAGGAGGAGGCCACAAUCAACCUGAAUGCCAUGAACCAGUGUCCUCUUCACAGGCCCUGGGCUCUGACCUUCUCAUAUGGUCGUGCCCUGCAGGCCUCUGCCCUGAAAGCCUGGGGUGGUAAGAAGGAGAACGGAAAGGCAUGCCAGGAAGAGUUCAUCAAGAGAGCUCUGGCCAACAGUCAGGCCUGCGUGGGUAAAUAUGUUGUUUCUGGAGCCAGCGCUGCUGGCGGAGAAUCACUGUUCGUGGCAAACCAUGCUUAUUAA